GACAGCUGACAUGAGCUGUGUUUUGCUUCACCCCUAGGAGAGUGCAUGCCACUGGAGUGCAACCUUUCUACAGGACAAUCUUUUCUUCAGUGAAUCAUCAACAUGGAUGUGGUUUUGGAUACCUCCCUAUUUUUGGGAAAAUUUGUAUAUUAUUUUCUAGAAUCUUUAGUUUACAAGAUAAUUCCCAAGACAAAAAAGGAUGUUGCUGGAGAGAUUGUGCUUAUAACAGGAGCUGGAAGUGGACUUGGGAGGCUAAUGGCCACCAAAUUUGCUAGCCUGGGAGCUAUUUUAGUUCUGUGGGACAUUAAUGAAGAAAGUAAUAUGGAAACAUGUAGGCUGGCCAGAGAAAAGGGUGGCGUGGAAGUAUUUGCCUAUAAGUGUGACUGCAGCAACAGGCAAGAGGUCUACAGAGUUGCUGAUCAGGUUAAAAAAGAAGUCGGUAACGUGACCCUUCUCAUUAACAAUGCUGGAAUUGUGACGGGAAAGCUGUUUCUCAACAUCCCAGAUGACAUGGUGGAAAGAUCAUUUCUUAUAAAUGCCUUGUCUCAUUUCUGGACUUGUAAGGCCUUCCUUCCUGCCAUGAUGGAAGCUAACCAUGGUCACUUGGUCUGUAUUUCAAGUGUAGCAGGACUAAUUGGUAUUAAUGGACUAACAGAUUAUUGUUCAAGCAAAUUUGCAGCUUUUGGCUUUGCUGAGUCUCUCUUCUUAGAAUUAAAAAUGAUACAGAAAAGUAAUAUUAAAACCACUAUUGUUUGUCCAUAUUUCAUCAAAACUGGAAUGUUUGAUGGUGCUACAACCAAGUAUCCAUUUCUGUUGCCUAUACUGGAACAGGAGUAUGUGGCCCAGAAAACUCUAAUUGCUAUUUUAGAGGAACAACCUUACUUAGUAAUGCCCAAAUUUAUGUAUUUUGCAUUGCUCUUGAAACAAAUGUUAUCUCCAAACAUGAUGCUUGCCCUUGCUGAGUACCUUGGAGUAGAUACUUGCAUGGCUUCUUUCAGAGGAAGACAGAAAGCAAUGGAAAUUGAGACUGAAACCAAGAGGGAACACCAAAGCUGAAGCCUCAAAUAU
Hipposideros armiger (great roundleaf bat) is the source of this 1068-nucleotide messenger RNA. Its product is annotated as short-chain dehydrogenase/reductase family 16C member 6-like. NCBI's taxonomy places the organism in Eukaryota, Metazoa, Chordata, Mammalia, Chiroptera, Hipposideridae. Gene Ontology annotation, cellular component: lipid droplet. The coding region runs from base 103 to 1056 and encodes 317 amino acids. The record is from RefSeq and is a predicted model, not a curated record. Gene Ontology annotation, molecular function: oxidoreductase activity, acting on the CH-OH group of donors, NAD or NADP as acceptor. The transcript has 7 exons.